AUGGCCAAGCCGACGAAGCCAAAGUUGCCCGCGAAGCAACUGGCCAUUCUGGCCGUUGCGCGGUUCGCCGAGCCCCUCGCUCUAACCUCCGUCUUCCCUUACCUGCCAGAAAUGGUUCGCAGUUUCGGAGUCGAACAAAACGAUAUCGCAAAAUGGGCCGGCAUCACAUCUGCUGUUUUCUCGCUAUCUCAGAGCUGUACCGCCGUUCCAUGGGGCAGAGCUUCAGAUCGAUUUGGAAGGAAACCAACUAUUAUAACUGGCUUGAUUUCGACCAUGAUAUUCUUCGUUAUAUGGGGUAUGUCCACGAGUCUUCCCAUGGCGAUUACCGUACGUGCCAUUUUGGGAAGUGGUAAUGGAAAUGUUGGUAUUAUCCGUACCAUGGUCGCAGAAAUGGUCCCCGAAAAGGAGCUACAACCUCGAGCAUUCUCAAUUAUGCCCCUCGUCUGGUCCGUCGGCUCCAUCUUCGGCCCCGCCUUCGGUGGUUUCUUCGCCAAUCCCGCCGAGCGUUUCCCUUCAAUAUUCGGCAACAGCUGGUUCUUCAACGCUUAUCCCUUUGCCCUGCCGAACCUUCUAGCCGCUGUUUUCUUCCUGAUCUCAGUGACAACCGCCACACUGUUCCUGAAGGAGACGCUUGAGAGCAAGCGUCACCAACCGGACUGGGGCCUACUCAUGGGCGAGCGUAUUACCCGACCGUUCCGCCGCUCUCACGCCCACCGCCACCACCACGCCCAUGCCCGUCGCACAUCUUUCGUUGAUGGCGAAGCUACGGCCCCUUUGGUUCCGACAAAGGCAAACCGCUCAGGCCAACCGCUCGAGGACAACAAGCAGCCUGCCGAGACUCCAAGCAUGAGAGAGGUGUUUACCACUCAAACAAGCAUAAACCUGCUGUGCUACACCUUUCUUGCCCUUCACUCCGUAGCCUACGAUCAAGUCCUCCCCGUCUUCCUCAACUACCCCAAGCAAAAGCACACACCGGAGAACACCCACCUGCCUUUCCAGUUCUCCGGCGGCUUCGGCCUCGGCUCCGGUCAGAUCGGCACCAUCUUCACCAUCUAUGGCAUCACCUGCGGUGUCAUCCAGUUCUUCCUCUUCCCUCCCCUGUGCAACUAUUUUGGCGUGUUACGCUGUUUCCGCGCAUGUGCCAUUACGUUCCCCGUCGUCUAUAUCCUUACCCCCUACACUAUCCUUUUCCAGACUGACACAGGCCGCUACGCCGCUCUCAUGGUCGUAAUGUUCGUCAAGGCCUUCGCCGUCAUCAUCGGUUUCCCCUGUAUGACCAUCCUUCUCACGAACUCGGCUUCUUCGCUCCGUAUUCUCGGCACCCUCAAUGGUUUCGCCACCAUGUUCAGCGGCUUCGGCCGUGCCUUUGGGCCCGCUGCCGCCGGUGCUGCCUUUAGCUGGGGCGUUUCGGAGGGCUACGUUAUCACCGCCUGGUGGUUCCUCGCUGCUACUGCCGUAAUCGGCGCGAUUCCUGUUUACAUGCUCGUCGACAGCGACGCCUUGACGCAGACACCCGAUACUAGCGACGAUGAGGAAAGCACCGAUGACGAUUCGACCAGCGAUGACAGCGGCGCCACGUCCAGAAGCAACCACAACGAGACUGCGCCAUUGUUGGCGAGGAACGGUUCAGCGGGCUACGACACCGUUACCUCAACCCGAUCUUAG
Messenger RNA from Colletotrichum truncatum, 1665 nucleotides. RefSeq names its product major facilitator superfamily transporter. Lineage: Eukaryota; Fungi; Ascomycota; Sordariomycetes; Glomerellales; Glomerellaceae. Gene Ontology annotation, biological process: transmembrane transport. Gene Ontology annotation, molecular function: transmembrane transporter activity. The record is from RefSeq and is a predicted model, not a curated record.